AUGAGUGUUGAUGUUGCGUCAGUGGGGUUCCUAGGUCUAGUCAUACGCAUCGGCGCAGUGUCCGAAGAGGAUUCUGGAAACGUGGAUCCUGAAACGAGUAAGAGGAGGAGGCUUGAGCAGAACUUCUUUUGGAGCUGUCUGAAGAGCGAGUGUGAAAUGUGUACAGAAAUCGAGCUGCCCAACUCGGGGAUAGGACAGUUCUCCUACCCCUACAUGUUCCCCGGUCCACCAUCGACGUUGAACGAGGGUGCAUCUCCGGACGAUGAAGAAGGGGUGGUAGGGCAGGAAUGGUCCUGGUAUUAUUACCUGGUCGAAAUUGCCAUCCGUCGACAGGAUAACCGUGUCAAGGGGACAUUUCGUAGAGAAGGCCAUGCCUAG
Messenger RNA from Saitoella complicata NRRL Y-17804, 378 nucleotides. RefSeq lists its product as uncharacterized. Bases 1 to 378 code for a protein of 125 amino acids. Lineage: Eukaryota; Fungi; Ascomycota; Saitoellomycetes; Saitoellales; Saitoellaceae. The transcript has a single exon. The record is from RefSeq and is a predicted model, not a curated record.